AUUAAAAAAAAAGGGUGUAAAGUAGACUUAUUUUAUCAUUUCUUUCUUUCUCUUUCUCUUCCUCUUUCCCUUUAUUUUAAUGCUUCAAAUUCUCCUCUUUUUAUUACUUUGUACAUUCAUUACUUGUAUUCUUGGCUUUGAAUAUAAAUAUGCUUAUGAUGAAUAUAUGAAAGCAUCGACAGUUCAGCGUAAUACAAUUCGUCUUCAAGAAGAAAUGAAUACUAAUGAGCCGUUUUGUCUUGUAUUUGAAGAUCAUUUUGAUAAGUUUAAUUUAAAGAACUGGCAACAUGAAAUAAGUUUAAGUGGAGGAGGAAAUUGGGAAUUUGAAUAUUAUACAAAUAAUAGAUCGAAUAGUUUUGUAAAGGAUGGUAUCUUGUACCUGAAGCCUACUUUGACAGCAGAGAGGAUUGGAGAAGAGGCAGUAAAGAAUGGAGGGGUCAUAAGUCUGUAUGGAGGUGCGCCCUCUGUGGAUUGUACAGAUAAUUCAAAUUACGGAUGUGAAAGGGUCGCGAUGGGUUCCUCUGGAGGUAAUUAUUUGAACCCUAUUCAAUCUGCUAGAAUACGUACCUUACAUUCUGCUUCUAUUCAAUAUGGUAAAGUCGAGGUCAGAGCACGUCUACCGAAGGGGGAUUGGUUAUGGCCGGCUAUUUGGAUGUUACCCACUGAUUCAGCUUAUGGGGGUUGGCCUGCAAGUGGUGAAAUUGAUAUUAUUGAAUCUAGAGGAAAUGAUCGUUACGCCUAUGGCAAUAACUCUGUCGUUUCUUCUGCUUUACAUUGGGGCCCCCAUAGUUAUUUAAACAAAUAUAAUUUAACUACAAAUACUUUAAUGUCGGCUUCAGGUCAAUCAUGGACAGAUGAUUUUCAUCUUUAUGGAUUAGAAUGGACAAAGGAAGGAAUUAGAACCUAUGUAGACAAUACAACUAUAUUACAAGUUGAUUUUAAUGAGACAGCAUGGAGUCGAGGUCAGUUUACAAAUGAUACAAUGAAUCCAUGGACAGAAGGUGAUAUAUCUGCUCCAUUUGAUCAAGAAUUCUACUUGGUACAUAUAUAAAUAUAUAUACACAUAUUAUGUAAUAAUAUAUUCAUCAUCGUGUAGGUUUUAAAUGUAGCUGUAGGUGGAAUAACGGGUUAUUGGCCAGAUGAUGAAAGUAAGCCAUGGACAAAUAAAGAUCCUCAUGCUCCAAAUAAAUUCUAUGAUGCGAAAAACACAUGGUUACCUACUUGGGGUACUGGUAAUGACUGUGCAUUAGCUGUUGAUUGGGUAAAAAUGUGGUCUUUAUGUGAUAAUAAUGAAGAAUAAUCCACAGCAACAG
Cokeromyces recurvatus is the source of this 1313-nucleotide messenger RNA. Its product is annotated as concanavalin A-like lectin/glucanase domain-containing protein. Gene Ontology annotation, biological process: carbohydrate metabolic process. Bases 80 to 1051 code for a protein of 323 amino acids. The record is from RefSeq and is a predicted model, not a curated record. Lineage: Eukaryota; Fungi; Mucoromycota; Mucoromycetes; Mucorales; Mucoraceae. The transcript has a single exon. Gene Ontology annotation, molecular function: hydrolase activity, hydrolyzing O-glycosyl compounds.